AUGACUCGACUUGCGCCAGUGACAGGUGCCCCUCGAAAAAAAUAUACCAGUAGCAUACCUCAAUCGAGGCAUAUCGAUCUCCUCAAAGGGUGGCCUCAUCCGAGUCUUCUGCCGCCUCAACAGUUAGACCAGGCUUCCUCUCGCAUUCUAUCUGACCCUUCAAAUACAGAUGUCUUGUUCUACGGUCCGGACGAAGGAUACGAACCACUGAGGGAAGCGAUAGCUAAAUGGCUUCAUCAAUUUUACAACUCAAACAAACUCAUCACAAGCGAGAGGAUAUGCAUCAGUGGGGGUGCCAGCCAGAACUUGGCUUGCAUUUUGCAGACCUUCACUGAUCCCAUAUACACUCGAAACGUCUGGAUGGUAGCUCCUACUUACUAUCUGGCAUGUAGGAUUUUCACCGACGCUGGCUUCGACAAUCGGCUCAGGGGAGUCCCCGAGGACGAGGAAGGCAUCGACCUCGGGUAUCUUGAGCAGGGCCUUCAGCAGAGUGAGCAACAAGCAUUAGCGGAGGACAACACACAACCCAGGAUAAAGACGCCGAAGGCAUGGAGGAAGAUUUAUAAGCACAUCAUCUACGCGGUGCCUACCUUCGCCAAUCCUUCGGGUCGAAUCAUGAGCCUACACCAUAGACAACAGUUGGUACGUCUGGCGCGCAAGUACGAUGCCCUGGUCGUCACAGACGAUGUGUACGACAUGCUACUGUGGCCAUCGGACCCAGAGAACGGAAACCGUGCGAUACGUAGAGCAGUAUUGCCGCGGAUUGUGGACAUUGACCGAGAACUUGAUGGUGGGCCGAUUGAUGAUUUUGGGAAUGCAAUAAGCAAUGGUAGUUUCAGCAAGAUUAUCGCUCCCGGUUGCCGAACAGGCUGGGCAGAAGGCACCCCAGCAAUGGCUUAUGGCAUGUCCCAGACAGGUUCCAGUCGAUCAGGAGGAGCUCCUUCGCAUCUGGUGGCAUCCUUCAUCUACCAAAUGCUGGCUACAGGUACCUUAACUGACCACAUCUACAAAGAAUUGCAGCCUGCAUACGCGGCGCGGUACCACACAAUGAUGGAAGCAGUCAAGGGCCAUCUUCUCCCACUAGGUUUGACCAUGCCGCAGGCAGAUAGAGAUGUUGCGGGUGGAUAUUUCAUUUGGUUGACUCUGCCAGGGUCGGUGGACUCGACCCGGAUCUACAAGAGGGCAUUGGAAGAAGAGAAUGUAACAAUCAUCUCGGGACCGUUAUUUAAAGUCGACGGCGACGAACACAACAAGCAAACCCGGUUUGAGAAAGAUCUCCGGCUGUGCUAUGCAUGGGAAGACGAGGAUGUGCUCGAGGAAGGCGUCAUCCGGCUGGCCCGUGUGAUCAGACGCGAAAUGGAAGAUGAUCAAAUCAGAUGA
This is a messenger RNA of Cladophialophora yegresii CBS 114405, 1380 nucleotides long. RefSeq lists its product as uncharacterized. Gene Ontology annotation, molecular function: pyridoxal phosphate binding; L-2-aminoadipate:2-oxoglutarate transaminase activity. The record is from RefSeq and is a predicted model, not a curated record. The transcript has a single exon. Bases 1 to 1380 code for a protein of 459 amino acids. Gene Ontology annotation, biological process: biosynthetic process. Lineage: Eukaryota; Fungi; Ascomycota; Eurotiomycetes; Chaetothyriales; Herpotrichiellaceae.